AUGGACGACGGCAAGCGUAUAGACGUACCCGUCGAGGUUAAUGGCGAGUGUACAAUGGGCCAAAUGGACACACAAAGUGACCGAUUUGGCCACGUCGAGAGGAGGCUCAAAAGCCGCCAUAUCCAGUUUAUGGCUCUCGGUGGUGCUAUUGGAACUAGUCUUUUCCUCGGAAUUGGCUCUUCGCUAUCAACAGCGGGCCCUGCAAACCUUCUUCUAGGAUUCACCAUCUCCGGUCUCGCGGUUUACGGCAUGAUUCUUUCGCUCGGCGAAAUGACUACUUGGCUACCAAUACCGGGUGCUAUUCCGACAUUUUGUUCUCGCUACGUUGACGAGGCCCUAGGAUUUGCUGUAGGCUGGAAUAAUUGGUACUUUGCUUCGAUUGUUGUAUGCUUGGAAAUUAGUGCUGCCUCUGUCGUGAUAGACUACUGGCCUGGUGCCCAAGGAAUUUCUCCGGCUGUGUGGAUUACUAUCAUCAUCAUAUUCAUCCUUGUCCUCAAUGUUUCUGCUGUUGGAAUAUUUGGCGAGGCCGAAUUCGUCUUCACCUCCAUAAAGCUGAUUGCCAUCAUUGGUCUCAUGAUUUUAUCGGUUGUCAUUAUGGCAGGCGGUGCCCCUAAUAAAAAUGCGAUUGGGUUCGAGUAUUGGAACAAUCCUGGAGCCAUGAACGAAUUAUCUCCGGCUACUGGGUCUGAAGGGCGAUUUCUCGCCUUUUUCAGCGUUCUGGUUUAUGCGUGCUUUACAUAUGCUGGCGUUGAGAUGCUUGCGGCCGCCGGGGGCGAAACCGAAAAUCCUAAAGUUAACAUACCUAUCGCAUUCCGCAGAGUCAUAUACCGUAUCUUGGGAUUUUACGUUCUCGGGACGUUAUUUGUUGGCUGCAUUGUGGCCAGCAACGACCCCAAUCUCCUCACAGCAUUGGCUACUGAUGCUAGUGGUGCAGCUCAAUCGCCCUGGGUUAUCGGGUUGCAAAAUGCGGGAAUAAAAGUCCUCCCCAGCAUCAUUAACGCUGUAAUUUUGACUUCGGCUAUCUCCUCAGCCAAUGCAAUGCUAUAUACUGGUAGUCGAUACCUCUACUCUCUUGCCAAGGUCGGUCAGGCACCAAGAGUUCUUCUGAACUGUACUAAAAAGUGA
Molecule: messenger RNA, 1125 nt
Organism: Talaromyces rugulosus
Lineage: Eukaryota; Fungi; Ascomycota; Eurotiomycetes; Eurotiales; Trichocomaceae
Exons: 6
Coding region: 1-1125 (374 amino acids)
Biological process (GO): amino acid transmembrane transport
Cellular component (GO): membrane
Molecular function (GO): amino acid transmembrane transporter activity
Source: RefSeq, a predicted model, not a curated record